This is a messenger RNA of Cotesia congregata, 705 nucleotides long. NCBI's taxonomy places the organism in Eukaryota, Metazoa, Arthropoda, Insecta, Hymenoptera, Braconidae. The record is from the annotation of a GenBank genome assembly.
AUGGUAUUUGAGAGAAAUCUUAACAAGUUGUUAAUAUUUAACUCUGCGGAUGUCAAUGCAGUUGCUAAUGGUGGAACUCAACCUAUCCAUAUUGCUUGUUUGCUAGGACAUGUAUAUAUAGUAAUCUAUUUGAUAAUAUCUGGUGUAAAUAUCAAUGCUGAGAUCACUCAUGCUAUGUUCUCGAAAUAUGUGAUCGACAAAAAGUGGUGCAGUGAUUUUGGUGAUAAAAUGACUAUGUUAACUUAUGCUAUUGCUAUUCAACAGAAAAGCAGUUUACUAGCUAAAAGCUUGAUGCAAUUUGAACAAGCCAAGUUCGAAAUGGAGAUUCAUGACAAUGUAAAAGGCAAAUUUGUGGCAAUUUUAAUUAAAGCUGGUGCUGAUAUUUAUGCAACAGUUAAUGGAGAUCCAGACAUGCUGUUAAUCAACAUGGCAGCUUACAGAGGUUCUUCCACAAUGCUUAAAAAAUUAUUGCCUUAUAGCACAUCUAUAAACGAAUCUAAAGCUCUGUAUUAUGGUACGCUUCCGUCUGGAAAUCCUAAUGAAUACUUUUAUCCAUUUCAAGAGUUUGAUAAUCUAGAAAGGAAUAGACACAUUGGAAAAUGUGAAUUAGAAAGACGAAGAAUAAAACGUCAAAUUUUUAUUUUGAAAGACUUGAUAAAUAGACUUACGUUUGAUUUACGGGUACCUGAAGAGGAAAAAAAUUGA